This is a messenger RNA of Phaeodactylum tricornutum CCAP 1055/1, 2235 nucleotides long. RefSeq lists its product with no specific name. Gene Ontology annotation, molecular function: protein binding. Lineage: Eukaryota; Bacillariophyta; Bacillariophyceae; Surirellales; Neidiaceae. Bases 103 to 2235 code for a protein of 710 amino acids. The record is from RefSeq and is a predicted model, not a curated record. The transcript is spliced from 3 exons.
AAGUUUCAUUUCUUCUGGAAUAGUCGACCUUUCCUCUCCGCCAAAUUUGCUUUUGUACACAGGCUGGCGUCUGCUUUACAGCAUACAUAGCGUGCGGAUAGAAUGCCCAAGAAAAAGGGCAAAAAGGCGGAUCCGGAGAAAAAAGCGGCGUUGCAGGCGAAAAAGGAAGCCAAGGCCGACAAGAAAGCGACCAAGCGCCUGCACAAGGACGGCAGUCUCGAUCCCGCCACCGUCGGUAGUGUGGACGAUGUGGAUUCGUUGCUGGAGCAGUACCAGCAACAGGAUGUGGCCGGCACCGUCGAAUCGCGUAACAGCCAAGCACUCGCCAUGGAAGGCUUUCCCGCGGCACGGGCCAACGCUUCCUGGACGCUUUACGAGGAUACCAAAAAGAGUCACGCGGAAGCGUACCUCUUUGGCGGGGAAUACUACGACGGCGUCGAAAAUAUAGUCCUCGAUCAUCUUUACAAGAUUGAUUUGACCCGUAACGAGUGGAAGCAGAUCGUGCCGGCGGGGCCAGCCCCACCGCCGCGCUGUGCCCACUCGGCUGCCUACGCCAAUCACCAUAUUUACGUCUUUGGGGGAGAACUCGCCAGCGCCGAUCAGUAUCAUCACUACCGAGACUUGUGGAAGUACAGCAUUAAGGAUAGUCAGUGGGCCGAAUUGAAGCCGUCCAAAGCGGUAGGGAGUCAUCCGACGGCAAGGUCUGGACAUCAGGCCGUCACGUGGAAACAUUUUAUGAUACUCUUUGGGGGCUUUUACGAAGCGCUCCGAGAUACCCCGCGAUGGUACAAUGAUGUAUACGUCUUUAAUCUACAAACGGAAUCGUGGAUGGAUGUCCCGCAUUCCAAAUUAACCGCACGACCGGAGCCCCGGUCGGCUUGCAACGCCGCUGUAAUUGGGGAUCAAAUGAUUGUGCACGGUGGAUUCUCUAAAUUGUCCAAGAAGGAGGAAACGUCAGAAACCAAAACUCAUUCCGACGCUUGGGUCUUGCAGCUCAAGCCCCUCUUGACCGGCCAGCCUCCGAUUUGGGAACGGCUUCUGUCCAGUACCCAACGCGGCCUGGUCGCGGCCAAGAAUCCCAACAAUCGGGCGGGGACGGCUUCGGUUGCUUACAAAUCCCGAUUGCUCGCGUACGGGGGAGUGGUCGACCAAGAAUCGCACAAUCACAAGAUUCAGUCCAUCUUUUACAACGACCUCUUUGCCCUGGAUGUAGCCCGCCGCAAGUGGUUUCCGGUACACGUCAAGAAGAUGCCCAGUAACGGCACUGGCAGUAAGCGCCGACGCCGGAAAGAGGACUCCACUCCGGAACAAUCAGAACUUCCGGAAUCGAAGGAAACAUUCGGCGACGAUAUCGAAGAGUCUGAGAAUGAUAGUGACUUGGAAGAAGACGAACAUGAUGACGACAACGGUGAAACUCACGCUUGGGACUUGGACAAGCUGCGUUCAAACAUUAAAGCAAAAACUUCUCCCCUUGAACGAAAAGUCAUUGCAUCUUCGUCCGUAAUGGUAGUCGAUCCGGAAACGAAGAUUCCCGAGGCGGUUGCCCGCACCGAACCCUUGCCGCGUAUCAAUGCUUCUUUAUUGGUAAGCGGUCAUACAUUAUUCGUGUACGGGGGUCUACUUGAAGUAGGCGAUAGAGAAGUCACCUUGGACGAUCUUUGGUCGUUUGAUUUGCGCAAGCGUGAAAAGUGGGAAUGUCACUGGCCAGGGACCAUGCACAAGCAAGUAUGGCGGGGUGCUAUUCAUGAUGAUGAUGACAGUUACUACAGUUCGACUGCUGCUGCGUUGGACGAUGAUGAAGAAGAAAGAGAAAGCGAUUUGAGCGAUGACGAAAGGCUAGAAGAGAAAGGCACAACAAGGAAGCCAAAAAAGAAAAGUUCUGGGCUGCGGCAAGAAAUCGCCGAGCUCAACGAAAAAUAUCAUCUAGGUGACGGAAAUCGGACUCCGCAACCGGGUGAAGCUUUGUCAGACUUUUACGCGCGGACCUCCGACUAUUGGAAUCAACAAGCGGCCGAUCGGAUGCCGGGGACAACAAGUGGUGUCGUCAAAAACCCGUCGGAGAGACUGUCCAACAAAGAACUCAAGCGCGAAGGCUUCGGCCUCGCCAACGCACGGUUUGUGGAGUUGGAACCAGUCAUUGAGCGCCUCCAUGAGUUAGACUUGGAAAGAGAAGAGCGCAAAGGGCUCAAAAAGGAAAAGAAGGACAAAUCCAAAAAGAAAGACCGGCGGCAUUAG